AUAAUGCUUUGUGUGUAUGUGUGUGUUUUUGAUCUGAUGCUUGAUACAAUGUGAUACCAUUUAUUUGUAAUUGUAAGAAUUGGUGAGGUGAUUCAAUCACAUAGAUUGCAAACAUAGAAGAAAAGCCGCUGUGAGGAAUAAGGUUUGGUGGAAAGAAUAAAUGUUUCUUCCACUGAAAACUGCCCAAGCAGUGGUAUUAAAGCAUAAGGUAUGUUCAAGGUCCAAAACCUGUUGCAUUGAAAAUGAAGUAGCCUCUAAAAAAUUAUUCAGUUCUGAACAUUGAGCCAUUUAUGGAAUGUGUUAUGAUUCUUAAUUUCUUACGAUGUCUUCAAUGGUGAAACUUGAAAGCAACAGAUUGGGGAAGCAUGGUGAGGUUUUGAAUAUACCAGUUAAAUCUGAAAUGUCAAAAAAUGAAAUGCAAGUUUUCUUCCUUGCAAACACCUCUAAAAAGACACAAGUAAGACGAUAGGUAGACCACAUCUCUUCAUACUCUGUAUUAUGGUUGGUCUGACAUAUUUCCUAUUUACUGCAGCUGAAUGUUCAUUGCUGACAUCUUCAUUCUGAAUCAUCAGAGAUUCAGAACUUGCGGUCUAUUAAUGCAGCAAGGCAUUGUUAUUACCAUGGAUGAAGAUAAUGUGGAUUUUCGAAUUGUGAGACAGAUGAAUGAUGUUGACAAGAGAGAAGAAAUGCCUGUGACCAGCCGGCAAUGGAGGUAAAGACAGCCUGUGAACCAUCUUAUAUUUCUUCUCACUCUUUUGGGGACCACGCUCGUUAUUUUCUUGAAAGAGCUGACAGAGCCAAAUUUGUAGACAUCGAUGGCCAACCUAACAACAAAAUUCAAUCUCCCAAUCAUCUACCCGUGUUCGUCUCAUUUUCUUUUUUUAUAUCACUUUCUUCCUUCAUGGUUUUAGCUUUGAAAAUUACUCAAUCUCAUGCAUUAUCUAUUAUUAGGGACUGGCAAACGGGUCCAGUUCUUAGCUUCCAAAGUUCCAUUUUAAUUUGGACCACCUUUUUAGCUUAUUGGAAUGUGAUUACUAGCUUGAGGGACCUCUGUUGUUCUGAUAAUGUUAGCAUGAGAUGGCAGCUGCUUGAAUGUGGAAGUACUAGACAGAUAGGAUAGCUACUUUUCUAUUAAAUAGUACCAGGAACAUUAAAUAUCACGACUUUUGUGGAUGUCCUAUAGGAGGCUUUCUUGGUCAACAAAGGUAUCCCCAAUGGAAAUCUGAUACUUUUCUGGUUCAAGGAAAUCUGCUACUUUUCUCUCCUAGCAACGGUCCCUCCUCCAUGUACUGCCCCAUUACCUCUGAGGAAAAUAAUUUCAUCGGGUGAAA
Rubroshorea leprosula is the source of this 1331-nucleotide messenger RNA. The record is from the annotation of a GenBank genome assembly. Lineage: Eukaryota; Viridiplantae; Streptophyta; Magnoliopsida; Malvales; Dipterocarpaceae.